Molecule: messenger RNA, 3066 nt
Organism: Gastrolobium bilobum
Lineage: Eukaryota; Viridiplantae; Streptophyta; Magnoliopsida; Fabales; Fabaceae
Product: probable linoleate 9S-lipoxygenase 5
Exons: 9
Coding region: 289-2853 (854 amino acids)
Biological process (GO): lipid oxidation
Molecular function (GO): metal ion binding; oxidoreductase activity, acting on single donors with incorporation of molecular oxygen, incorporation of two atoms of oxygen; protein binding
Source: RefSeq, a predicted model, not a curated record
CCCACUUCGAAGAAAAGAGAAAACCAAAAAAAUGCUCAUCCCAUUGGUGGCUAAACAAGUGGAACCUUGCUUCUUAUCUUUGAACAUUUUGCAUCACGUGUUGGUUGGUUCUCUUUUCUUUUUACUUGGCAAACGCAUAGGGUAAUCUCUGUCUUCUUUUGUCUAUAAAUACACUCGACUUCAUUAACAGUUCACGUCACAAACAUUUCAUUGUUUUUUCUUUGUUGUUACUCUUGACAAAUUAAGGGCCAAGGUUCUCUGCUUCUCAUCAAAGAAGGAAUUGAAGAGAUGUUUCAGAACAUAGGGAAUACCCUCGCUGGGGAUAGCAUAAGAGGGAGAGUGGUCUUGAUGAAGAAAAAUGUGUUGGACAUCAAUGACUUGGGUGCCUCCCUUCUGGAUCGCCUUCAUGAGUUUGUGGGCCAAAGGGUUUCUCUGCAACUCAUAAGUGCUGUUCAAGUUGACCCUGGGAAUGGCAUGAAAGGAAAACUUGGGAAGCCUGCACAUCUGGAAGACUGGAUUACCAAAAUCACACCCUUGACAGCUGGCGAAUCGGCAUUUGCGGUUACCUUUGAUUGGGAUGAGGAUAUAGGAACACCAGGAGCAUUUUUAAUAAGAAAUAAUCAUCACAGUGAAUUCUACCUAAGAAGCUUGACACUUGAAAAUGUUCCAGGCCAAGGUGACAUACACUUUAUCUGCAACUCUUGGGUAUACCCUGCACGUAAAUAUGAAAAGGAUCGCAUUUUCUUCAGCAACAAGACAUACCUUCCAAGUGAAACACCAGGGCCACUUCUUAAGUACAGAGAAGAAGAACUAGAGAAUUUAAGAGGAAAUGGAAGAGGGGACUUGCAAGAGUGGGACAGGGUCUAUGAUUAUGCAUACUAUAAUGAUUUGGGCAAUCCGGAUAAGGGUCCAGAAUAUGAUCGUCCAGUACUAGGAGGGUCCAGUGAAUAUCCCUACCCUAGGAGGGGAAGGACUGGUAGACCACCCGCAAAGUCAGAUCCUAAUUCUGAGAGUAGAUUGAAUCUUGCAAUGAGCUUAGACAUCUAUGUUCCAAGGGAUGAAAGAUUUGGUCACUUGAAAAUGGCAGACUUUCUUGCUGAUGCACUGAAAUCCGUAGUUCAAGUUCUCAAACCCGAGCUGGAAUCUCUAUUCAACAGUACCCCCAAUGAGUUUGAUAGCUUUGAAGAUGUACUUAAACUCUAUGAAGGUGGGAUAAAGGUUCCCGAGGGUGUAGUUAAGAAUAUUACGGAUAACAUCCAUGCAGAGAUGCUCAAGGAAAUUCUCCGAACUGAUGGUCAGAGUUUUCUCAAAUUUCCCGUGCCUCAAGUGAUUAAAGAGGAUAAGUCUGCAUGGAGAACUGACGAAGAAUUUGCUAGAGAGAUGCUGGCUGGUGUAAACCCUGUCGUAAUUCGCUGCCUCCAAGAAUUCCCACCAGCAACCAAGCUAGAUUCUAAAGCCUAUGGUGAUCAAACCAGUACAAUAAGGAAAGAACACAUUGAGAGCAACCUGAAUGGGCUCACCGUAGAUGAGGCAAUUAGACAAAAGAAGCUGUUCAUAUUAGAUCACCAUGAUUGGCUGAUACCAUACUUGAGGAGGGUAAACUCCACUUCUACAAAGACUUACGCCAGCAGGACCAUUCUUUUCUUGAAAAAUGAUGGGACCUUAAAGCCAUUGGCCAUUGAGUUGAGUUUGCCACAUUCUGAAGGAGAUAAAUAUGGUGUCAUUAGUAAAGUUUACACGCCUUCUGACAAAGAUGUUGAAAAUUCCAUCUGGCAGUUAGCUAAAGCUUAUGUAACAGUAAUCGACUCGGGCUAUCAUGAGCUUAUCACACACUGGUUGCGUACUCAUGCAGUGACUGAGCCAUUUGUUAUAGCUGCAAACAGGCAACUCAGCGUGCUUCACCCUAUUUAUAAGCUAUUGCAUCCUCACUUUCGUGACACCAUGAAUAUAAACGCACUUGCACGACAAAUCCUCAUCAAUGCAGGUGGCUUUCUAGAGAUAACAGUUUUUCCAUCUAAGUAUUCCAUGGAGAUGUCAUCCGUGAUUUAUAAGGAUUGGGUUUUCCCUGAACAAGCACUACCUGCAGAUCUUCUCAAGAGAGGAAUGGCUGUUAAAGAUUCAGCAUCACCGCAUGGCCUUAAACUAUUGAUUGAAGAUUACCCUUUUGCGGUCGACGGGCUAGAGAUUUGGUUUGCUAUCAAAACAUGGGUUGAAGAUUAUUGCUCCUUUUACUACAAGACGGAUGAGACAGUGAAGAAUGAUGCAGAACUACAGUGUUGGUGGAAGGAAUUAAGGGAAGAGGGCCAUGGUGACAAGAAAGAUGAGCCUUGGUGGCCAAAGAUGCAAACUCGUGAAGAGUUGGUUGAAGUUUGCACUAUCGUUAUAUGGACUGCUUCAGCUCUGCAUGCAGCAACAAACUUUGGACAAUACGCUUAUGCAGGUUAUCUACCAAACCGUCCAACUAUAAGCAGAAGAUUCAUGCCUGAGAAAGGAACUCCAGAAUAUGAUGAACUUGUGGCAAAUCCUGAUAAGGCUUUUCUUAAAACAAUCACGGCACAGCUUCAGACUCUUCUUGGCAUUUCACUUAUAGAAAUAUUGUCUACUCAUUCUUCUGAUGAGGUCUACCUUGGACAGAGAGACACUUCUAACUGGACAUCUGAUUCGGAGCCAUUGGAAGCCUUUCAUAAAUUCGGAAAGAAAUUGACAGAAAUUCAGGACAGAAUCACAACAAUGAACAAUGAUGACAAACUCAAAAACCGAGUUGGACCAGUUAACAUGCCAUACACCUUACUUUAUCCUACCAGCCAAAGUGGACUAACUGGCAUGGGUAUUCCUAACAGUGUCUCAAUUUGAAAAGGCCACUCCCCUACAGGGUCUCCUUUUUACUAUCCUUUGAAUUCCCAUUUUAUUUGAUUUCUUUCUUUCUGUCACUGUUCUGCUUAAGGUUAUAAUAUAAAAUGUAAUGAUGUAUGCAUGGGGCUGUUCCCACUUUAUUUUUUAGUUGAUCAUGGAUUCAUAAUUCAUUGGGCUGUUUGUACGUAUGACAGAAUAUAAUAUAAGGAUUUA